Desarmillaria tabescens is the source of this 1761-nucleotide messenger RNA. RefSeq lists its product as uncharacterized. The transcript is spliced from 3 exons. NCBI's taxonomy places the organism in Eukaryota, Fungi, Basidiomycota, Agaricomycetes, Agaricales, Physalacriaceae. The record is from RefSeq and is a predicted model, not a curated record. Bases 268 to 1476 code for a protein of 402 amino acids.
UAAUGCCUACCUUUCAUUACUUCGGAUUCUUCGGAAGAUGCUAACCUGUCUACGUUUCAUUUCCCCCCUUCCGGAGUUCAGAUGGGCGAGCGCUAAGCACUACUAAGCAGGAAUGUUCACAGGCUGCCUCAUUUGGCAUGGCUCGUCUUUUAUAAGGCUUCCAAAUCUUUGGCAGUCGUUGAUUCAAAUCCCCUCUUACCGCCGAGGCUUUGAGUCGAACAUCUGCUGAGUAUUCAGCCUCAAGUCCUCACUGGGCAUUUACGUCCAAUGGCGUUUAUCCCUCAGGAGAUCAUUGACGCGAUCAUCGAUGAGGUGCAAGACAGCUCCCCCUCCCCCUACUACCGUCACAGCAAUCUAUCCUGCUGCUCCCUUGUUUGCCGUUCUUUUCUCUACCGAUGUAGAAAGCACCUCUUUUCUUCUAUCGCCUUGACUUCCGAAGGACAUCGCUCGUGGUAUACAUUCCAUCGCGUCUUCAAACCUUCUCCCGAAAUCUUGCCUAUGAUCUUCUCCAUUGCAUUGAGUUCGGGGAAUGCGUACGACGCUGAAGAGGAGAUCCUAUACACUCUUCUCGCAGCUAUGUGCAAUCUCCGACAUGUCAAACUGUCCUCUGGGUUUCAAGGAAAUGCAGUUCUCAGUGCAUUGAGAUGUCAUGCAAAUACCAUCAUAUCACUCCGAUUCACAGAUGUCACAUUCCAGGACUCUGCGGCAUUUCUCGACUUCAUUACUGCGUUUCCUAACCUUUGCUUCCUCGCGAUUAAGGAUUUGGAUUAUCAAGAAAACAUGAAAGGAGCUCAGGGACGUCAAUGCGAGAGCUCCAGACGUCUGGAGACAUUUCACUUCCACGCGUCCAGCUACACGCGAAUGGCUUCGUUUCGGGAGCUGGUUGAUCAGGGAGAUAUUGUCGCUUCCCACUCUUUGCGCCGGUGCGGCGUUAGUUUAUGGAACCGAGACGACAUCCUGAGGGCAAAAACGAUCUUGAACGACUCACUCGAAACACUCGAUAAUCUUCAUUUAAUUUACAAUACCCAGAUAAAAUUUUGUGAUAUCCUCGAUAUCUUUGAUUUCAACCUCCUAAAUCUUCCCAGUCUUUCCAUCACGACCUUCCUACCGCCAAACUUUCGAUACACGGAUAUGGAUGAAUUCGAGCAGGGGAUCGGGAGAUGCGUCCUCGACGAGCAACUCUCUCUCGAGGAGCUCACCUUGCGCCUUUAUCCAAAGGAAAACUCCAUGACCUUCGCCACUCAUAGCCUAUGGAAGGUGUUGGAUGAAUCUCUUUCAAGUCCCCUUUUUCCGCGAUUCCGUCAUCUGAAGAUAGAGUUAAUCUAUUCUUACCCAAGUGGGUUUACGAGCGACGGGAUGACACAGACUAUCGGGAAACAGUUUACGGCGUUGAAUGAGAGAGGCGAUGUCCAGGUUAAUUGCCGCUGCUCUUACGGCGACUUCGAUGAUAGUCUGUUUCGCGGUCUAGUAUUAUGAAUAUCGACAUUAUUUUUGGACCUGGAACCAGAUUAAGGCUGCACUAUGUUUGGGUUUGUAUUUGACGCACAUCAUGUUGGUAUCUGCGCAACAACGGGAGAACGGGUCUUGACACUAAUUGAGAAACCAGAAUGCUAAAUAUCCGAGACUGGGAUAUGAUGCGUGCUGAUGCUGGCAUCCAGGCGGCGUAGGUUGAACUCAAUUUACAUAUUUUAAUAGGGUCUUUUCUUGGAUAAUUGUUGGUAGUUACUACACAUGUGGAAGCGCAAACUUUGGUGCCACGAC